AUGCUUGAAAUGGUCGGAUUUGGGCUCUUGCGUUCACUUUUCUCUGAUGAUUGGUUUAAUAUAAUUUUGACUGGACGAGAGAAAUCUAGAAUAUAUGAUGCAUCAUUUCAUGCCAACACAUAUCUUCUUGGCGAUGUGUUGACAGCAAGGUGCGAAAUUAGAGCCUCAUACCCAAGGCAUUCUCCCGAUACUCCGUUAAAGACGAAGGCGAAUGAAAAUGAGAAAGGGAAAGUUUUUCGAAAAGGUUAUUCAACAUUGGCCGAAAACAUUGGAAGUUUAAUGGAGGAUUCCAAGUCGUCUGACGUUACUUUAAAAGUGGGAGAAGAAACAUUUCAAGCCCACAGAGCAAUCCUCGCAAGUCGCUCCAAAGUCUUCAACGGUAUGUUCGGAAGUGGCAUGAAGGAAGACCAGGAAGGUGUGGUGCAAAUAGUGGAAAUGAAAUCUAGCGCCGUCAAGGAAAUGCUGCAGUAUAUCUACGCUGGUAAGAUCGAAGAACUGUCCAUGGACCGAGCCAUGGAUCUCUACGCUGCUGCUGACAGGUACGACUUGCAAGAGUUGCGAGGGUGGUGCAAGGACUUCAUCGUAAAUCACGUUUCUUCUGCUGACGUUCUCAACGUGGCGGUAUUAGCGGAUCUGUAUCGUGAUGAGGAACUUACUGAGGCUUCAAGAAGAGUUUUUAAACAGGAAUCUAAGGCAAUAAUGAUGUCCCCAGGAUCGAGAGAUUUUUCGAGGAAUCAUCCUUCUGUGUACAUGGAUCUUCUCGAGUUCACUUUAAAUGACAGUUGAUUUUUUUUAUUUUUCAUGAGAUAUGUA
Uloborus diversus is the source of this 813-nucleotide messenger RNA. RefSeq names its product speckle-type POZ protein-like. The record is from RefSeq and is a predicted model, not a curated record. Gene Ontology annotation, molecular function: ubiquitin protein ligase binding. Gene Ontology annotation, cellular component: cytoplasm. Bases 1 to 786 code for a protein of 261 amino acids. Gene Ontology annotation, biological process: proteasome-mediated ubiquitin-dependent protein catabolic process; regulation of proteolysis. The transcript has 2 exons. NCBI's taxonomy places the organism in Eukaryota, Metazoa, Arthropoda, Arachnida, Araneae, Uloboridae.